Besnoitia besnoiti is the source of this 3279-nucleotide messenger RNA. RefSeq lists its product as uncharacterized. The record is from RefSeq and is a predicted model, not a curated record. Lineage: Eukaryota; Apicomplexa; Conoidasida; Eucoccidiorida; Sarcocystidae. The coding region runs from base 1 to 3279 and encodes 1092 amino acids. The transcript is spliced from 9 exons.
AUGUCAUGUGGCGAGGCAGGAGGCGAGCCUGCCGCCCUCUCUGGGCCUGCGUACCCUGGUGGGCAGGCUUCUCAGAACAAUGGAGAGCAGAACAAAAGCCCAGAUGGGGACGAAGAAGUCGAAAUCACGAAAGUCGCAGAGACUGCCGAAGCGUCGCAGUUGAAGGAAGGCACCCGGGGCGCCGGCAGCAGCGACGAAGGGAGGCGGAACGCGAAGGCCACCGCGGAUGCAGAGAGCGGAAGGGAGGCGAAAAAUCUGCGGUCGACGCCGGCGCGAUCGGCUGUGUCCUCCGAUGGAGUCAAUGGAGCGCAGUCGAGCGGAGAAAAGGACCCUGAACUUGGAAAGCGAGGAAGCCUUGACGCUCUCGAGGGGGAGAAAUCUGGAAAUCAGGAGGGGAACGGCUCACCGCAUCUGACCGCUGCAGGCAGAGACGAGCACGAAGGAGAGGCGGAAAAGGCUGAAAAAGGAGGCGAAGCGAAGCCUCAACAGUUCCGGCUCAGAGUCAGAUGUGCACCUUUCAAUCCCGUCGUCGAAAUUGCCUCCCACGCCACGUUUCAAGACUUGCUCGCGGCGGUGGCGAAGGCGACGCAGCUCCCUUACCUGGCAGACACCGACAAAUUCAGCUUGCUUGCAGGCUUUCCGCCGAAGCGACUAGAACCUGGCGCCGACGCGCGGCUCUCAGCCUUCCUGCAGGACGGCGAAGUUCUCACUCCCGAGAGGAAGCGAGCGUCGACUGGUGAGAAAAAACUGCCGAUUUUUCCGCGCCAGUCGCUACUCAUGUCUAACGAGGCCUCCGUCGCGGCCGCCACGCCGACCCGCCGCGCCGAGGGUCGCUCAUCGCCGCGAUCAAGCAACAUCCGCACGCUCUCGCCUGCCUCAUCGUCGUCUUCAUCUCGCUUCUCCGGUCGCCGCGAGCCCAGAUCGCCCGCGUCGGCGGCCGCCGGCCCGCGAGGGACAAGGGGAGGACGCAGGGCGCAGGCGCAUUCCCUGGGCAGCACGGAGGAAGAAGUCGCAGAGAACCUCGUUCGCCUUUUCACAGACAAAGGAACCUCCGCUGCAGAGCGCGGUCUGAGGAAGGCUUUCUCUCUCGCGCUUCAUCAGCGUUACGACGAAGUCGCGGCGGACGAGAGGUGGGGCGCGGUGCAGGGGCGGCGCUUCGAGAUCCGCGAGGGCCUUCCGCAGCCAGGGAAGUUCACAGUGGUUUUCUACGCGCCGGUCGCGGGACGCCUCGACACGCAGCGCACGGAAGAAUACACCGCGCUCCCGAAGCCGCUCGUGCUCAUCGUCCUCUCGCAAGUCUGGAAGAGCGCCGAACAAGUCGACCGAAACAAUUUGCGGCCCUACUACAUGGCUCACGCACAACCCAUGGUGUUCUGGAAUAUCGUGCGUCACUUCGACGGAGAUUUCGGGGCGUGCUUCAGGGAGGUGUUCCCGGCGUUUGCGGUGGAGGAGCUGCUAGAGCGGAAGCGAGAGCUCUCUGAGAAGGCCAAAGAGAACAAGCGGCAAGCUGAGGAAGCUGCGGCGGCGCGUGAGGAGAAACGCUUGCUCCGCGAGCAGCAGAGACUGGCGCGGGCCGCGGGCGUGAAGGCGGCAGUCUCCUCGCCGAAUGCGGUCGCCGCGUCGCCCGAGAGGGGCAAGCAAGGUUUGAGCGCAGGGCGCGCAGAGGGAGAGACGCUGGCAGCUGAACAAGCCGCGCGCGAGGCCGCAGAAGAAGAAGAGUCGAAGGAGGGCGACGGGCGGAGUGUCGAGAGAGCCGCUCUACCGCCAGUUGAGUGCGUCACUGUGGACGAUGACUCCGCAAGCGAGAGUGCAGCCGAGGCGCAGGCGGCCGCUGCCGCAGGCGAUGCGCGGGAGCAAGCAACGGCAGCGGGACAGCACGGGGCGAAACAUGAAGGCCGAGAGGAGGAAGCAAAAAACUCAAACCAAAAGGAGUCGGGACGAGAGCGACGUGAGGAAACCGAGCUAGAGGGGAAAACCCGCAGCGCCGAUCGCGCGGAGGACGGAGAAUCGCCAUCCGCAGUCUGCGCCGAAAAGACUGAGGAGAGUCCAGCGCGCGCGGAGAAAGCGAAUGACAGUGAAGACGGGCGUGGGCGAGUCAAACAGGAAGGCGACGCGACACUCGAGAGGUGCGAGCGCAAGGGAGCCGAGAGGCCAGACAACGCGGGUGGGGCGAAUGGCGAUAGGGGGACAGAGAGGUCACCCGCUUGCGCGCCGAAGAAAGGAAAGGCUCGAGAGUCCGAUCCGGCAGUGGCGGCAUCGGAAGCGCCUCUGCCGCGAGCUACGAGUUCUGAGUCUCUCCUCGCGGACGCUCAAGAGUCCGCAUGGAUUCCGUCCUCUGCAGCGGCCGCACCAUCUUCGUCGCCGCCCACGUCUCUCCCUGCGCAAGGCGAAGCGUGGGGGUCGCAGGAUGCGCCGGCAAAGGAGACGAAAACAGCGCUUGAUGCAUUCCGCGAGAGUUCAGUCGAUGCCCAGCGCCCGGCGUUGACGCAGGCACAAGGUGGAAACGGGGGCGGGAGAGAGGAGGGAGAGAAAAGCGCCGACGCCGCUCAGGAGGAUGCCGCGGCCGUCGAGGCUGCGAGCGAGGGGACACCAGCUCGCACCGAGGAAGCAGACGCGCCGGCUGGCGUGGAGAGUGAAAACAGAAUCUCUUCUGCGCUUCGAACGCCGAGGAAGCGAGGCCUGCCAAACGACGCCGCAGCAACAUCCGGCCGACUGGGCACCGCGCUUCCGCGAGUCAUUGUCGCGUGGGCUGGUGGUGAGGCGGUGGCAGACGACGAGCUCGAUGGCGACUACGUACAAGAAAGCGAAGAGGAAGAGGAGGACGAGCUCGAGGGAAGCAGGCGGCGAAGAAAACGACAGAAACGACAAAAUGGACGCGAAAUCAAGCAGGCGGCACUCGCGACAGGGCAGCCGCGCGGUGUGGAGCCCAGUGACGAGACACCGAGCGCAUCUCCCGCCGAGCGGCGCGGCUGGCGCGGUCGCAGAGGGCAGCUGACUUCGCCCUCUGAGGCCGAGGCGCCUGCGUCUCCUUCUCAGCCUUUGCCUGCGUCUCCUGCCUCGGCAGCGGCUGAAGGCGAGCCGGCGAAGGGGCGACAGGCGCGGGGCGGGCGUGGAGCGAGAGGAAGGGGUCGAGGCGCUGCAGCGACCUCGCAGAAACGCGACGCGACGCAGCAGAAUGAAGAAGAAAAACGAAAGGAGAUGGAGCAAAGAAGGCGCAACUUGGCAGCUGCUGCGGAAGCUCGCGCUUCCCAGCAGGCCCCUUCUUCAGCCCGAACGUGA